CGCGCGGCGGGCAGGGCGCGGAGUUUGGGUGUCACUCGCGCCGAAAAUGAUUGUCCCGCGGGUGGACCCACGGGCGGCGUGUGUCGUGCCGGCCGGGCCAGGGCAGGCGAGGUCCGGACCGGGGCCGCGGCGACAAUGGCCUCCCCCGCGACAAUAUGACCAGCGCACCCAGCGGGUCUAGUGAGGCGAAGGGGCGCAAUGGCGGCGGCCGCCGAGGGGGGCCGGCUCCCACUCAUGUCUCUGGAAAAAAUCUAAAUUACCCAUUCAGGACACCAAAAUUGAAACGAAAAAGUAACAAAUAAAAAAAAGCAAAUUACCCGUUCAAAGAAAAAAUAAUACAACAUGGAAAAAGAGACAAGUCGGCUAACCACGGCGUCGGCCGCGGCGAACGGGGUGGUGAACGCCGAGGGGCUCCCCGUCGGCGAGUCCCCGUCGGCCGUCUCCGGACGCAAGAACAGCGCGCGCCGGCCCCCCUCCAUCGUCAUCAACCCCAGCGUCCAGGUACUGUCGCGGCAGGCGUCUGGCGCCCCGGUCAGCCGCAGCCCGAGCGCCCAGCCUCCGAGCCAGCGGAGGAGCAGGUCGGUGUGCCACGUCCACCCGAGCUCAUGCCGCUGCGAGAAGUGCCCGUGCCCGGAGCUGACGGGGGCCGGGGGCGGCGCGGCGGCGGGGCUGCGCCGGGGGCCGUCCGGGUUCAGCUUUGGCGGUGGCGGGCAGCACUGGGCGUCGGCGGCGAUGGACCGUGGGCAGGCGGGGGCGGACUGCGGGUACUGCGGCCGCCUGUACCUGGGCCGGCCGCCGCCCUUCCGCCGCCGGCAGCCGCCGCCGCUGGUCAUGACGCGCGUGCCGCGCUCGGCCGGCCGCUACCCGACGCGCGGUGAGCUGCUCACCGGGCUCACGCCCACCAUCUGCUGGGCCAACUGCGAGAAGGGGCUGCCGCUGCCCCCGGGCUGCCCGCGGAACAUGCUGCACUCGCUGCGCGCGCCGCCCGAGCUCUUCGAGGAGCUCGAGCCACAGCCGGUGGGGCCGUACGUUCGUGUGCUGGCGCCGCGCUGGCUGGACUGGGUCGACGAUCAGACGUGCGCCUUCCCGCCGCCGGACGGGGAGCGCGGCGAGAACCUCCAGUGCGCGACCUGCGCCCAGCCCAAGGAGGAGCCCGCCGAGGCCGGCAAGGGCAAGAAGAAGCGGCGCGGGGAGGCCGAGGCCGAGGCGGAGCAGGGGCCGCCGCCGGAGCUGCCCGCGGCCCCGGGCGCCCCGGACGCGUCCCCGAGCAAGGCGGUGCUGGUCGGCAGCAAGGCCACCCUCGGCAGGGCCAGCCGCGGGGGGUUGUCGGCCAGGCCCUCCGGCGCGCCCGUGUCCGUCAAGCUCUCCGGGGCGCCCGUGUCCGUCUCCGCCAAGCCUUCGGCCGCCAUGUCUGCGCGGGGCUCCGCGGCCGGGGCACCCGCCUCGGCCCGACCGUCCAUCAGGUCCGCGAGCUCCCGCGGGCAGGCGCCCCCGCCUGAGCCGGGCCUGGGCGACAGCUCCACAGCGGUGCGCAAGCCGUCCGGGUCCCUGGCGCUCCGCCAGGACUCGGCCAUGCCGCUGCCGGGGGUGACCAGCAGGAGCGCCGUGUCGGUGAAGCCGCCUCUGGACGGCAUCCGCGAGAGCGCCACCUCCACCCCGGUGGCCGAGCUGCCGCCACCGCCGCCACCAGAAGAACAAGAGGCCGUCGAGGAGGUGCCUGAGGAUGCGGUCGAGGAGGCGCCUCCAGAACCGGUCGAGGAAGCGGCCCCGGAACCCGUCGAGGAGGCGGCGCCCCCGGAGCCCGUCGAGGAGUCGGUGGCCGGCGAGGAGGGCGCGGUGCCGCCCGAGGAGUAGGACCACCUGUACGGCCUGUCCAGUAAAUGCCACCCUACACGUCGCACUGGUGCACCUCCAGCCGGCGGCGGCAGAGACUAAUUGAAUUUCGCGCGAGAACAAAGGUCCCGGCGUGCCGAACAGAACGGCCCCGCGUCGGAAUACAUAAUCAGGCUGCUGCGCGCUGCGCGCUUGACUCAUCUGGGCAUGUCGAGAGGAGUAGGCAACUCCAGCGCCGCUCGUGCUGCCGCUGCGUUGUGUUGAAAGAGACGCCGCCCCGCGCCCCGCCCGCCGCGCUUCGGCCCUCUCCCUCACCUACAGGCGAUAUGAUAAAAGCCUGGGGUCACCCGAGGCAUGCG
Messenger RNA from Frankliniella occidentalis (western flower thrips), 2192 nucleotides. RefSeq names its product basic salivary proline-rich protein 2-like. Lineage: Eukaryota; Metazoa; Arthropoda; Insecta; Thysanoptera; Thripidae. The record is from RefSeq and is a predicted model, not a curated record. The transcript is spliced from 5 exons. Bases 343 to 1854 code for a protein of 503 amino acids.